Molecule: messenger RNA, 3713 nt
Organism: Salvelinus namaycush (lake trout)
Lineage: Eukaryota; Metazoa; Chordata; Actinopteri; Salmoniformes; Salmonidae
Exons: 2
Coding region: 508-2634 (708 amino acids)
Source: RefSeq, a predicted model, not a curated record
CACACACACGCACAGACACAGACAGACAGUUUUUUUGUGUUUGUGCUGGGUUGGAUUAAAAGCCUGCACACCGUGUUAGCAGGGAUUUGAACAAUACACCACUGCACUCAUAGCACUUAGAACCCUGUUCACAACUGUAACCAUGUGUUACUAUGUUGCUACAACAUCUGGCUGAUAGUAUCAUAGUGGUGUCAGGGCAGUGUGGUCUAUAUAUCUGGCUGAUAGUGGUGUCAGGGCAGUGUGGUCUAUAUAUCUGACUGAUAGUGGUGUCAGGGCAGUGUGGUCUAUAUAUCUGACUGAUAGUGGUGUCAGGGCAGUGGUCUAUAUAUCUGGCUGAUAGUGGUGUCAGGGCAGUGUGGUCUAUAUAUCUGACUGAUAGUGGUGUCAGGGCAGUGUGGUCUAUAUAUCUGACUGAUAGUGGUGUCAGGGAAGUGUGGUCUAUAUCUGACUGAUAGUGGUGUCAGGGCAGUGUGGUCUAUAUAUCUGACUGAUAGUGGUGUCAGGGUGAUGUGGUCUAUAUAUCUGGCUGAUAGUGGUGUCAGGGCAGUGUGGUCUAUAUAUCUGACUGAUAGUGGUGUCAGGGCAGUGUGGUCUAUAUAUCUGACUGAUAGUGGUGUCAGGGAAGUGUGGUCUAUAUAUCUGACUGAUAGUGAUGUCAGGGCAGUGUGGUCUAUAUAUCUGACUGAUAGUGGUGUCAGGGCAGUGUGGUCUAUAUAUCUGACUGAUAGUGGUGUCAGGGCAGUGUGGUCUAUAUAUCUGACUGAUAGUUAUGUCAGGGCAGUGUGGUCUAUAUAUCUGACUGAUAGUGGUGUCAGGGCAGUGUGGUCUAUAUAUCUGACUGGUAGUGGUGUCAGGGCAGUGUGGUCUAUAUAUCUGGCUGAUAGUGGUGUCAGGGCAGUGUGGUCUAUAUAUCUGGCUGAUAGUGGUGUCAGGGCAGUGUGGUCUAUAUAUCUGACUGGUAGUGGUGUCAGGGCAGUGUGGUCUAUAUAUCUGACUGGUAGUGGUGUCAGGGCAGUGUGGUCUAUAUAUCUGACUGAUAGUGGUGUCAGGGCAGUGUGGUCUAUAUAUCUGACUGGUAGUGGUGUCAGGGCAGUGUGGUCUAUAUAUCUGACUGGUAGUGGUGUCAGGGCAGUGUGGUCUAUAUAUCUGACUGGUAGUGGUGUCAGGGCAGUGUGGUCUAUAUAUCUGGCUGAUAGUGGUGUCAGGGAAGUGUGGUCUAUAUAUCUGACUGGUAGUGGUGUCAGGGCAGUGUGGUCUAUAUAUCUGACUGAUAGUGGUGUCAGGGCAGUGUGGUCUAUAUAUCUGACUGAUAGUGGUGUCAGGGCAGUGUGGUCUAUAUAUCUGACUGAUAGUGGUGUCAGGGCAGUGUGGUCUAUAUAUCUGACUGAUAGUGGUGUCAGGGCAGUGUGGUCUAUAUAUCUGACUGAUAGUGGUGUCAGGGCAGUGUGGUCUAUAUAUCUGACUGAUAGUGGUGUCAGGGCAGUGUGGUCUAUAUAUCUGACUGAUAGUGGUGUCAGGGCAGUGUGGUCUAUAUAUCUGACUGAUAGUGGUGUCAGGGCAGUGUGGUCUAUAUAUCUGACUGAUAGUGGUGUCAGGGCAGUGUGGUCUAUAUAUCUGACUGAUAGUGGUGUCAGGGAAGUGUGGUCUAUAUAUCUGACUGAUAGUGGUGUCAGGGCGGUGUGGUCUAUAUAUCUGACUGAUAGUGGUGUCAGGGCAGUGUGGUCUAUAUAUCUGGCUGGUAGUGGUGUCAGGGCAGUGUGGUCUAUAUAUCUGACUGGUAGUGGUGUCAGGGCAGUGUGGUCUAUAUAUCUGGCUGAUAGUGGUGUCAGGGAAGUGUGGUCUAUAUAUCUGGCUGAUAGUGGUGUCAGGGAAGUGUGGUCUAUAUAUCUGACUGGUAGUGGUGUCAGGGCAGUGUGGUCUAUAUAUCUGACUGGUAGUGGUGUCAGGGCAGUGUGGUCUAUAUAUCUGACUGGUAGUGGUGUCAGGGUGAUGUGGUCUAUAUAUCUGACUGAUAGUGGUGUCAGGGCAGUGUGGUCUAUAUAUCUGACUGAUAGUGGUGUCAGGGCAGUGUGGUCUAUAUAUCUGACUGAUAGUGGUGUCAGGGCAGUGUGGUCUAUAUAUCUGACUGGUAGUGAUGUCAGGGCAGUGUGGUCUAUAUAUCUGGCUGGUAGUGGUGUCAGGGCAGUGUGGUCUAUAUAUCUGACUGGUAGUGGUGUCAGGGCAGUGUGGUCUAUAUAUCUGGCUGAUAGUGGUGUCAGGGAAGUGUGGUCUAUAUAUCUGACUGGUAGUGGUGUCAGGGCAGUGUGGUCUAUAUAUCUGACUGAUAGUGGUGUCAGGGCAGUGUGGUCUAUAUAUCUGACUGAUAGUGGUGUCAGGGUGAUGUGGUCUAUAUAUCUGACUGAUAGUGGUGUCAGGGCAGUGUGGUCUAUAUAUCUGGCUGAUAGUGGUGUCAGGGCAGUGUGGUCUAUAUAUCUGGCUGAUAGUGGUGUCAGGGCAGUGUGGUCUAUAUAUCUGGCUGAUAGUGGUGUCAGGGCAGUGUGGUCUAUAUAUCUGGCUGAUAGUGGUGUCAGGGCAGUGUGGUCUAUAUAUCUGACUGAUAGUGGUGUCAGGGCAGUGUGGUCUAUAUCUGGCUGAUAGUGGUGUCAGGAUAGUGUGGUCUAUAUAUCUGACUGAUAGUGGUGUCAGGGCAGUGUGGUCUAUAUAUCUGACUGAUAGUGGUGUCAGGGCAGUGUGGUCUAUAUAUCUGGCUGAUAGUGGUGUCAGGGCAGUGUGGUCUAUAUAUCUGACUGAUAGUGGUGUCAGGGCAGUGUGGUCUAUAUAUCUGGCUGAUAGUGGUGUCAGGGCAGUGUGGUCUAUAUAUAUAUCUGGCUGAUAGUGAUGUCAGGGCAGUGUGGUCUAUAUAUCUGACUGAUAGUGGUGUCAGGGCAGUGUGGUCUAUAUAUCUGACUGAUAGUGGUGUCAGGGCAGUGUGGUCUAUAUAUCUGACUGAUAGUGGUGUCAGGGCAGUGUGGUCUAUAUAUCUGACUGAUAGUGGUGUCAGGGCAGUGUGGUCUAUAUAUCUGGCUGAUAGUGGUGUCAGGGCAGUGUGGUCUAUAUAUCUGGCUGAUAGUGGUGUCAGGGCAGUGUGGUCUAUAUAUCUGGCUGAUAGUGGUGUCAGGGCAGUGUGGUCUAUAUAUCUGACUGAUAGUGGUGUCAGGGCAGUGUGGUCUAUAUAUCUGGCUGAUAGUGGUGUCAGGGAAGUGUGGUCUAUAUAUCUGACUGAUAGUGGUGUCAGGGCAGUGUGGUCUAUAUAUCUGACUGAUAGUGGUGUCAGGGCAGUGUGGUCUAUAUAUCUGGCUGAUAGUGGUGUCAGGGCAGUGUGGUCUAUAUAUCUGACUGAUAGUGGUGUCAGGGCAGUGUGGUCUAUAUAUCUGGCUGAUAGUGGUGUCAGGGAAGUGUGGUCUAUAUAUAUAUCUGGCUGAUAGUGAUGUCAUGGCAGUGUGGUCUAUAUAUCUGACUGAUAGUGGUGUCAGGGCAGUGUGGUCUAUAUAUCUGACUGAUAGUGGUGUCAGGGAAGUGUGGUCUAUAUAUCUGACUGAUAGUGGUGUCAGGGCAGUGUGGUCUAUAUAUCUGACUGAUAGUGGUGUCAGGGCAGUGUGGUCUAUAUAUCUGACUGAUAGUGGUGUCAGGGCAGUGUGGUCUAUAUAUCUGACUCCGUUGUUUCUUCUCUCUCU